Molecule: messenger RNA, 723 nt
Organism: Dendrobium catenatum
Lineage: Eukaryota; Viridiplantae; Streptophyta; Magnoliopsida; Asparagales; Orchidaceae
Product: RING-H2 finger protein ATL68-like
Exons: 1
Coding region: 1-705 (234 amino acids)
Biological process (GO): protein ubiquitination
Molecular function (GO): transferase activity
Source: RefSeq, a predicted model, not a curated record
AUGCCUCAUAAAUCCUUUACUGAAACAGGUCCUCACCUUCCAGAAUUGCUCGGCGAAGAAUUUUACCAUCGGCGGCCUCGCCAUGCCGUCCACAAACCUAGACGCCCUAUCUCCCUCUUCGAAUCGCCCAUGCGCGAAAUGCCCGGCAAUAUCUUCGCCACCGCCGUCGGCGGCGCCGGAACUCCUCCCCCUCCCCCUCCCCCUUUCGUAUACAGCAUCGACGGCCUCAGCACCCCCCUCACCCUCGGCCUCACCGCCGCCCUCGUCAUCUUCCUCAUCACCUUUUUCCUCGCCUUCUUCUUCUGCUACCACUUAACACUCAAUCCCCGCUCCCAAAACCCUAACCCUAGCCCCGACCAUCCCAUCGCCGCUGCCUCUUCCCGCGUAAUUUUCGUCAUGGAGGACCGCGGUGUUCCUGGGCUUGACGAGGAGGUUAUUAGUUCAUACCCCAAGUUUUCUUUCUCCGUCAAUGGAGGCGGCGAAGGCUUGUGUUCGAUUUGCUUGAAUGAAUAUAAUGAGGGGGAGAUGCUGAGAAGUAUGCCAGAAUGUCGGCACUGCUUUCACAUUCUGUGCAUUGACAGUUGGCUCCAGCGGCACGGAACGUGUCCUGUAUGUCGAUCGUCGCCGGCACCGGCGCGGUUGUUGACUCCGACGAUGGAGCUCUUGUCGAUCCCGCAGGAAUCCGUCGAACGCCUUCGAGGGUGAGCUUCCAGGUAGCUUUAC